CUCAAAGGAUGCAAUUCGAUUGGCUCUCAUCCCUUAAAUGAUCAGGACAGAGUUUAACCAGAAGGACGACACAUGUCUACAGUGAAACAUCUUUCUAUUGAACAGAAACAUUUCUAGCGUUGUCAGACAUACUAGGAUUAUAAUUUCCUAUAUAAUUUGUGGACUAAUUUGAGGGAAUUAGGCACUGACUGUCACCGGACAGUUAUUUCGCUGAAGCGCUAUGUUUGAAACAAGUAUCGCUCCGCCGAGUCUUGUUCCACCACGUUUAGGCUACUUCAUACACAGAGUUAACUAAGCUGAAAAGGUUGAACUGAUGCAGUAGUAACACCACGUGAAGAAAAAUGGGACGGCUUCUGAUAUCUUCCUUUUUGUGUUAUAUACUUGUUGCCACCGUCACGAUCGGCUACUUAAUUAUCUACUCAAAUAAUUCACGGCAAAAACAUUCUAUGCAUAAGGAUUCUAGAAAUAGUAAAUGGAACCAGGUAGUUCCAAGUCAACUUUCAAACCUGGACACGUACGACAGACGACCUCGUUUAAUUCUAGGAAUCUUGACACCAGCCACAAAUAUGAACUACAGGAACGCGCAACGAUCAACGUGGCUGUCUACUAUGCAACGUUCACAAAGCGAACUUCCAUUUAAAAUAACUUACAAGUUUCUAAUAGACCAACCAACAAAAGAAACUAUAGUAGAAAACAAUAAUUACAACGAUAUUGUAUUUCUUAAUGUAACAAGCCAUGGACGAGCAACUAAAUUUGGAGAGAAAUUGUAUGUUUGGUUUAAAUACAUUCAUGAACAAUAUCCUGAUGCUUUACUUGGGGCGAAGUUAGAUGAUGACGUAUUUUUAUGUGUUCUUCAGAUUUUUAAAAGACUUGAUCAACUGAAAUCGUCAAAAUUAUACUAUGGAUGGACACAUGGCGCUGGGUCACACGUCAAAAUAGAGACACGAGUCGAUGAAAUGUUUUUAGUUGUUGGUAAAGACUUGUUAGAAAGAAUUGCAAAGCGGAGGUAUUGUACUGGGACGAAAUGCAACACCAGUGAAAAUCUAAUUGAUUUAGAUUAUGGCGACACAUCUUUAGCAACAUGGCUCUCGAUAUACGAUGACAUAGAUUACCGGUCUGACAACAAAAGGAUUAUACAUUUAGGCAGAGGCAGGGAAAGAGAAAUUUUGCAAAACAUCAAGCCAGGUUUUUGUUCGAAAUAUAUCCUAAACCAUAAAUCGUCUGUAGAAGUAAUGGAAAAACUUCACGAAUAUAACAAACCCUGAAGUGUAUCUCAUCGGCGCUAUCUAUGGAUCACUGUUUUCCGGUGAAGUGGUAAAAACACUUCUACCACAAUCAUUAACAUGUAAAAGGAUUGGGUUUAGAACACUUACUCGUUGUAUAUAUUUCCGUAUUUACGUUUCGUGUAACGGAGUGCGUGUUGUGAUCAUCAGCUCCAUAUUGUUUACCUGGGGUAUUCCCGUUUGGGAUUCCCUUCCGGUAUUAUAUUUGGACGUUUCUGAUUGGUUUACAUUUUUAGGAUAUUUUACCUUACCUGUACAGCACUCUAAGCUCAGGUAUGGGUCAGUAUCGAGUUCAAAUACUACAUUGCACGUGCAUUUCAAGGCAUACAAUUAAAUUUGGCUAUAAAGCUGGGUGUUUUGGUCUUGUAAAUCAGUCUGGCAGAGGCUUACAUGUAGCUGGCUGGCUCGUCUUUACCCUUCUUACGGGUAGGUAUGUACGAGUGUAUUUCGGCCUUAGACCUCAAAUUAUUCCGGGCUGGGUGGUAUUUUCCCAUUGUAGGCAUGUUUUGGUAGAAUUAUCUCAGUAUUAAUUUGGGAUGGUUAUUUUCCCGUUGUCGGCAUGUUGUAAUAUAUUAUCGGGGCGUGUUUAAACUUAUUCCCCGGGGAGGCAUACCGGGUGGACAUUUUUUGAGAGGACAUAUGUUACACGGUAUACUGUUUUUAGUAUGGGGCGGUCGAGUGGUUGACGUGCUGUAGCAUCAUGUUUCAUCUAAUUGACUUCACUGUUUCAUUUUGCACAUAAUAAAUUG
Molecule: messenger RNA, 2032 nt
Organism: Mizuhopecten yessoensis (Yesso scallop)
Lineage: Eukaryota; Metazoa; Mollusca; Bivalvia; Pectinida; Pectinidae
Exons: 2
Coding region: 342-1265 (307 amino acids)
Biological process (GO): glycosaminoglycan biosynthetic process
Cellular component (GO): membrane
Molecular function (GO): UDP-galactosyltransferase activity
Source: RefSeq, a predicted model, not a curated record